Messenger RNA from Amoebophrya sp. A120, 6687 nucleotides. The record is from the annotation of a GenBank genome assembly. Lineage: Eukaryota; Dinophyceae; Syndiniales; Amoebophryaceae.
GAGCUCCUGGAGCAGUGCAACGUUGAUGUGGUUUUCUUCGAAGAGGCGGGGGAGUUGCUGGAGAGCAAGCAGAUUGCCUGCAUCCCCCGCACUGCGCGGCACCUUGUGAUGAUCGGGGACCCGCUGCAGCUGCCGCCCAAUCCCGACACCUUUGAACUCAAGGAGCAUUUUGACUUCGGCACGUCCUUGAUGGAACGACUGAUCAACAACGGCUACCCUUACAAUAGAGUAUUUUAUAGGCAAGGGAGUGAAACUUCGAAGGGAGUCAAGGGAGCCAAGGGAGGAAGAUAAAACUUGCACAAAUUGCCUCCCCUAAAAUCAUCGCAAAAAUGCAUGCUAUGGGCGCACUUACCGGGCACCGGUUUGGGCCCUGCUGCCCCCCCCCCCCCGCUGCGGCCCGCGGUUUGGCCGCGUUUAGGCAUUAGCUCGCUGACGAAGGCCCUGGCCUCUUGAAGAAGGUGAGGGCUUCUAGAGUCGCCCCCGUCAACAGAAGUCGCCGGGGCGGCCGGGCCUCUGCCUGGCAACAUAGAGCGUGGAGCCGAAGGAACGCGUAAACUGUUGCCGUGGCCAUGUCAAGUUUCCGCUGUCCAGGGGAAGUUGAGGCAGCCACUUCAGCAGUUUGCUUGUCGAGAUCUUUCGCGCGAGGUUCUGCGUGACCAGAUUCAACGUCAUGCCGAACAGAGAAUACGAACGCAGUGGAAAUGUUGAAGCGGCCACUUCGACUUUCUCCAAUCGGGAAAGAGUUGCAGUGGCCGUCAGAACGCGCCGUAAGUUUGAAGCUCACACGCGUGGCAUAUCUUUCUAGCCUGCUUCGCAUUGAUGCUUCGCACUGAUGCUUCGCAUUGAUGCUUCGCAUUGAUGCUUCGCAUUGAUGCGUCGCAACAUUCCCACACGUGGGCGCAUGUCCUACAUGCUGCACGUGCCUCGCCGCGCGCGCGCAGCGCGCGGCCCGAAAAAUUUUUGUGAUGUGCGCACAGAUGUCGAGCCGCGCGCGCGCAGCGCGCGCCGCGAAGAAUUUUUGCUAUACUUAUGCCGAUCGCAUUGGCGCGCGCGACUGCUUUUUUAACUUACUCCCUUGACUCCCUUGGAAAGUUGCGCUGUACUCCCUUGGCUGGCGCCAGACACUAAUAAACCUAUUACAAGACUCUGAUGCGCCAGAGCCGCAUGCAUCCGGACAUCAGUAGACUCAGCCGACACACAUACCCGCAACUCGAAAACCACGAAGCGGUAGUGGGUGCACUGGAGAAGUUCCCCGGCCUCGCAAAUAGAGUGCACUUCUGGGACACGGGCUCCUUGUACCGCGAGGUCAAGGAGAGGAGCGUAACCAACGGAGAGGAGGCACAGCGAGCGGUUGGUAUCGCCCAGAACCUCGUCUACAAUGGGGUGCCACCGGAAAAAAUCGGAGUGCUUGCCAUGUAUAAAGGCCAGGCGCGAUUGAUACGCGAUCUGAUCAAGAGAUCCGAAAACUUUGGUGUCGAGGCCUUUUUGAAACAGCCCCUGCCCAAGAAAAACGCACUCGUCUCUGAACUCCUGGACAAGGGCCGAAAUCCCUUAUCCAAAUCCGGCGGCCCAGCUGCCUAUACGAAGGACGAAAAAGGCCGAACGGUGAGCUACAGCAAGCUGGAGGAUGUCGCGGUAGAUUCAGUCGACAAUUUUCAGGGCGACCAGCGAGACUACGUGAUCGUCAGCUUUUGCCGAUCCAACGACAAUCAUGACUGCGGCUUUCUGAAAAAGGCAGACUCUGGACCGCAGCGACUUAACGUCGCGCUCACUCGCGCGAGGUGUGGAUUAUUUCUCAUCGGCGACCGCGCCUGUCUCGAAACGGACUACCCGGUCAGUGGAAAGGACCGCAAAACGCAUGAAAGGCUUUUCGACAAAACUCGUCCGGUGCCAAAUGCCGUUUUCAAAAACCUGUUUGCGGAUUUGGACGAAGGAAAACUCGUCAGCAAAAAACUGGAACUACACUGUGAGCGGCACCCGGAGAACGGUGGACUGGUCUGCACCACCGCGGCAGACUGGGCACUGGGGGCGUUCCAAUGUCGAGAGACCUGUGGAAAAACGCUGUCCGCGUGCCAGCACACCUGCAAGCAGCAGUGCCACCCGGGGCUCUGUCCUGCAAACCUCUGCCGCGAGCCUGUAGUGGUGGAGUGUCCAAACGGGAUUGCAGAUCACCCGGCGUGGACGGCGUUCUGCUACGAGCAAGGGAACGCUAAAUGCAGGUCAAUCGUGAACUUUGACUGCGGACGCUGCAGGGACGAUGACCUGUUUUCCGAUCCAGUACAGAAGCAGGCCUGUAAGGAACGACGCACGCCCUUGUCCCGGCUUUGUUUCGAAACGGAGCGCGAGGUCGCCAAAACUUGCUCAGCCACGUACCACUACACCUGCAGGAAUGGCGACCACCACUACACCCGGCGUUGCCACGAAGAUGAGAUCGCGCAGUGUUUGCAGCAGACAACUUGCGUUCGCAAAGACUGUGGACACCUAUUCGAGAAGAGAUGCUAUGCUCUGGAUAAGACGAACACGGUCGAAUUCGAACAACUACUCGAGGAUCUCGCAGAGACACCGUGCCAGGAGGAAGUAUGCGAACCGUGCGCCCGCUGCGGAGAAGGCGCGCUUGUUCGCGUGUGCAGUGAAGCGCAGCCCCGGGACCGGUGCAGAAGGAAGCUGCCAUACCACUGCGCCGCAUGCGGUCACGAAAGUCAGAGGCCCUGUGAGGUUCCGGAGGCGGAGUACCGCUGUCCCGCCGUUUUGGAAGAGCUUUGCCGCGACUGCGGCGUUGCAACGGUGAAGCGUGUCUGCAGCGAGACAGCCCCACAGCAGCCAUGUACGCAUGAGAUCGAUCAUACCUGUGUCGAUUGCGGAGAAGUGGCGAAAAAGCUUUGCAGUGCCCCGGGUGGUUCUUUCGUUUGCCAGGCCGUGUAUCCGCAUACCUGCGGCGAGUGCGGCCUUGUGGGCGAUAAACAAUGUGGGGUGCGGAAAUAUGUAUGCCCCGCUUUGCAGCCGUUUAACUGCGGCAGCUGUGGCGCAUUCGUCAAGCACUACCAGUGUGGCAUGCCGCCGACCCCGGAGCAGCUCGAGACCGACUUUCUGUGCCUGAAAGAGGUGGACCAGGAGUGUAGUGAGUGUUACACCGUCGGGAAACGCGUGUGUGCCAUGUCGCCAUCGGAAUUCGUGUGUCGCGCGCCUUGCAAAAAAGUCCUUCCUGAGUGUGGCCAUCCGUGCGCGCGGGUGUGCGGUCUUCCCUGCGCCCGAGAAAAGUCGGAGUGCAGGUGGUGUGCCCUGGAGCUGACCAAAGAGUGGCUAAACCACGGGUGCCUCUCGGAAGACAAGGCACCCGAACACGAUUAUGCCGUCGGGACCCGGUGUUUGCUUCCAGUGUGGAAAAUCGAGUUUACACAAGCCAGCAUUUCAACGGAGAUGCGGUCCGGCGCCUCGGUUGAUCAACAAGUGGAGGAGAUCAUCCGGUAUUGCCCCGAGGACCUAAGGCCCGAAAACUUCGAGAAGCGUUUCACUUGUAUCAAAGUUUACAGGAUGUUGGAGUGUGAGUACCUUCGCCCGAUUCUCCAAGAUGGCUCGGAAGGAGAACCCCGGGCGGUGUGGCGGACGCGCUUCUACGCUCUGGACAACCGCCGGACGGCGUUGCUAAAGAAGUGCAACCCGGGCGGGGAGGUGUACGUGGAGAUUUCGGGCGACGCGAAAGACUUCCAGAGCAAGUACGAUCCAAAAGGGCGUGCGAAGCUGCAGCACGACGAAAUUAGGCAGGUAAUGGGCUGCGCCGGUCCGGACAAGGGAGCAGGUGUGGCUCCUGGUGCCGCGACAGCGACUAAUAAAAAUAAAACGAAGAAUAAAAAGGUUAGCAAGAACAAAGCUGCGGCUCCAGCAACUGACCAUGAAGUUCUAAAGGGCGUUGAAGCGAGAACGUAUGGCGUCGCAGAAGGUAGUUCCGGCACCAGGUUCCCGAGUUUAAAAAAGAAGAGGAAGACAAACCCAAACGGGAAGAAAGCAAAUAAGAAAUGCAAUAUUGAACCUUUCGCCGCCACAGAAAAUGUAAAAGUGAAAAAUAAGAAUGACGGCAAUAAUAAGAAAAACAAAAAAAAUGCCUGCAAGAAGCAGCAGUCAUCCUCAUCGUCAUCGGCCGACAACGAGAAAAGCAAGGCAUCCGAAACGCCAAAAGGGAACGAUAAAAACGAUGACAAGCGAGAAGAAACAGAAGCAGAACCAACUCAAGCCGCCUCAUCCUCCCAGGUGUUCAUGCAAUCGCUAUCGGGACCGCUGGUUCAUGAUGAUCAAGAUGACAGCGCCGGUAAAAAAUCCAACACGAAGAUGUACGAGGAACAGGUGGCACGACUGUCAGCUAUUUUUCCAGCAGGGGAGCAUGGUCUUGUGUUCGCCGAGGCCGAAUCGGUUCAGAUUUCAGCAGAAAAAUCUGAUUUAAUGUCGUCGCCGGUCGUCCGCAUCCGGGGUGCGGGGGAUGCAGGGCGCUGCAAAAUCUCAAACACCGAGCCCCUCACUGCAGCACCUAGUCCAGGAUCAUCUUCCGCCACGAAGAGUACACCAGGUAGCCGUGAUUAUUCAAUGAGCCCUUUGCCUGAACUUGAUCUCCAGGGCGAGUCCAAAAGUAACACUCCAGCUGCAGCUCCUCCUGAAGGUGAUCCAAUUCCAGAGCUGCUUUAUCCUGAAAGACCACCACUCCCCGGCUUCGACCCUGUGACUAUUUGGCGACGUCCACAAAAAGGCAAAGAGGAGCCGCGCGUGAAAAGUAAAGGCGCGGGCAAGUUUGCGGUCGUAGAACAUGAACAGGGCAAGGUUGUAACAAGGCAGAUCUUGCGAACCGACGCGGCGGGAGAGAUGAGAAACAAAGCUGGCACGCAAAUCGUCUUACAUCACUACGAGCUCCCCAUUGAACCACCAGAGGAUCAUGACGAUAUCUCCCUGCUUCGAGACGGGAGAAGGCAGCGCCAAAUUGCAACAAGUCAGCGCUACGUUAUCAUCGAUGACCUAGACCUGGUCACGGACACAGUUGCUGGCAAAAGUGCAAGAGCAGAAGUAGAUUUGUCCAGCCUCGAGACAUGGGCUACUGCGAACCUGAACGCUGCUACGCCGCCUACUGAAAGUCCGGACUGCAGCGCCGAGGGAGUGAGCAGUCGUGAAAAUACAGAAGUUUUUGAGCGAGUGGUUCGGGAAGCUAUCGAUGCUCCGCUCCGCAUGAUGAUGGAAUCUCCCGUUUGUCUCAGGAAAUGCCUCGGCUUCCGUCGGGAUGCUGAACCUGUGGUCGUCGUCAGCUCCGGUCUGCUGUACUUGCUCGGAUUGUUGCAUACGACCUACGUGCACGAUCGGUUUCCCGACUUCAGUUUUCAGGCGUAUUACGACCCUGACGUGCGUGUUAUGCUGCUCUGGCGAAAGAUCGAAGAGGAAUUCCCCGAGCGCGUCACCCAGCAUGGCGUGGAGGGGGCCCGCGAAAUUUUGCGCAAGUCAGAGGAGAGAAUUCUGGCGGGAAAGCGAUUUAUCCAGCAUGUCACAUCAUCUAGAUCUACACCAACUGCCACCUGCGCGCCUCUCUCCAGAGAUCAGGAAGGGGUGAUGCGCAAUGCCAAUCAUGCGAAAUUAUGCAAUACUACGUCUACGUCUACUACGAGCAUAACCUGUACGCUCCGCCGCGUCCCGUCGUUGAGCUGCUUCCUACCGGUCUUUCCCUGUCAACCACACAAAAAUGAUCCGAGCUUUCUCCUUUACGGUGGCGGUAGCUACCUACGGCACGGAAAACAGCUGCAACAGAACGGAAAGACGCUGUACGCGGUUGUGCGAAAGUCCAACAAAAAAUUUCGCGAGGCCGCCGAUCACGGCUGGAAGGACAAGAAAUUGAAUUCGAGGAUUUUCUUUGGUGCCAACGCGUACCGGCAGUACAACAAGCUCGCGUGUGGUGGUACGGAUGGCCUGCUUCUUGGUUUUUACAACGAGGACGACGGCCGCGUGGAAGGGGUAAACGCAAUCACCUCGCUGGAACAGUUUCGCAACACGUUUUCGUGGAGCUUGAACCACGAUCUACCGCAGGGUGGCGAGCUGUACCGGGUCCUGUUCGCGCAGCUUUUUGAGAAGUGCGCACGAUUUUCGGGGAAGCCACUCACCGUGCGUAAGGAACGCGGAUCCGCCGAAGAAGAUCACUACGGCUACCAAAAAGCUGUCACGCUACGAUUUGAAGAGUCAUCACCUGGCAUCGACUACUCCAACGAACUUAUCGACCUCAUUCAAUCGUUCACGCACAAAUGGCAGCGGAUAGAACAGGGCCGAUCAUGAUUGUGAAGAAGCCAGAGGCAGAGCAAAACAGCUUGCAUUUCGCGCGAUCCUUUGUUUCGCGUGAUGAUAAAUCUGCAGAACUCGAACAUCCGCAGAUGGAGAUGCAGAUGGCUCGAAUUUUCCAUCUUCAUUAUGUAUGAUAUUCAGGGACUCAACGAAGAUAUAACUUAACUAUCCUCAUUCAAAAACAAAACCUCAAAGUCAAGAAAGUGGGAGGCUUGCAGGGGAAAAAUUAUUAAGUUCCCGGACAAGCAUUCACGUUUCUUUUCGUUUUCCUGCUCUGAAAACAAACGCCCGAAUCAUCAGGCGCUCAUUCUCACAUACGCGCGAACGCAAGUGUGCGGGUUGUUUGUGCGAAAGUAGAACUAAAAAAAGGCUGCAUGUAGUGAGUCA